UUUUCUCUGGGCUGGGGCGCCGCCGCCGCCGCCGCUGCCGCCGCGCCGCCGCGCUGCCGCGAGAAGGGCAGAGCGGACAGUGAGAGAGAGAGACAGAGAGAAAGGUCCUCCGUUGCCAUUGGUUCACCCUCCAAUGGCUGCCACGGCCAGUGCGCUGCGGCCGGCGCACCACGCUGAUCCGAAGGCAGGAGCCAGGUGCUUCCUUCUGGUCUCCCAUGGGGUGCAGGGCCCAAGCACUUGGGCCAUCCUCCACUGCACUCCCUGGCCACAGCAGAGAGCUGGCCUGGAAGAGGGGCAACCGGGACAGAAUCCGGCGCCCCGACCGGGACUAGAACCCGGUGUGCCGGCGCCCCAAGGUGGAGGAUUAGCCUAUUGAGCCACGGCGCCGGCCCCUGGGUUGCCUUUUGAGGGCCAGAGGCCAGUCUACUGGAGCCCGUGUGUGUGUCGACCAGGUGGCAGAGGAGUGUGCUCUAACAGAGAUGGGUGGCAUUUUGGGGACAAGUGACCGGGUCCCCAAGCUCAGAGGUGGCUGUGUCCAGUGCAUCAGCCCCGUGCCCUCUCGCGUGGACAUUUUUAUACUUGGAGUUGUGGUUUUGGACCUGCAGGUAAGUGCUGACACGCUGUUCUCUGGUGACUGUCGCCAGAGAGAGGGGACUCCGGACGUGCGUUGGGGACACGGGGACAAAGUGGGCUUCCAGUGGGCUGGUGCUCGACCGUGCUCCUUUCUGAGAGCCACCUGCUUGGGCUCGCGCGGUGGCUUGUGUGCGUUCGUCCCGGUUGUCCCGCGACGGUGAUGCCACCUCCGGCCUAUGGUGCCCGAGGGCGGUGGGGGUGAGGCGGGCGUCGGGUCCUCUACCCGCGUGCGCUCCUUGCCGCUGGUGAGCCGAUCGCCUGGUGGUUGUGACAACCCUCUGACUGAAAGGACCUCGAUGAGGGGUGGCUUCAUGCCACACGUGUGCGUGUCAGGCGUUCUCCGCUGGGGUUGUCUACCGCCUGCAGUGGGAGGCGGGGGCCGGCGAGGCUGCAGCGGGCCCCACUGGUGGCUGUCCUUGCCGGGUCGUGCCCCCCGCCCUCACUCCACGUGUUAAAACUCCGAGCUGACUGUGACCGAUGUGGUGCUGUGGUGCUCUCCUGGGCCGGACCUAAGCUGCUCCAGAUGAGGGACGGCCGUUCAUGGCGAACGCUGCCGAGCCUCUCGUUCUGGCCUGCGGGCCCCUCGUUCUGCCUUCCCCACCCGUGGGUGGUGUGUGGGUAGCAGGGGUGCGGAAACCGGCCCGACCUCUGCUGUCCCCGUGCUUUUGCGCGCGGGGGGGUGCUGGGGUCCUGUGACGUGGCGGGCAUCCCUCGCUGUCGCCCUGUUGUGGGCUGUGGCUGUGGAGCCUUGACUCCACGCGAGCCUGUGCGGUGCCCCUGGAGCGGUCCAGGUUGUGCCUCAGGUGCCUGAAGCCGAGUGGUGGUGUUGCUCCUGUCCCCCCAGUGCCCUCUCCCGGGUGUCGCUGCUGUGGCUGCCUCUGGCUGCUGCCUGUGCCCCUUGGGAGUGUUGGGGGGGUCGAGGCGGUAAGAGAAGGGGAGACCCGUGCGUGCUUCGCCUCGCUGGAGGGAGGCUGCCGGUGUCGUGCCGUCCCCACGUGUGUGGGGGGUAUCGGCUUGGCGGGCGCAUGCCUGCGUGCUUGCCACCCCCUGUGGGGUGGUGUGUGCCAGGUGUGUCGAGCGGUCGCGGCGUGGUCCGGCCCGGCUGGACGAGUGCGGGGGCUGGGAAGGGCUGUGGCGAAUGGGAUUGGUAAUGCGCCCAGCCUGCCCUGGCCCUGGCCGCGGAUGCUCAAAGUGCCAUUUCUUUACCUAUACCGCAGACCCCCCCCCCCCGCCCCGAUUGCGUGGCCUCGGGUGGUGCUCCCUCGGUUUGCCUCCUGCCGGCCCGGCGGGGAGGGGGCAGUUGGAGUGGGGGUGUGGCCCACCUUCGGUGAGGAAAGCCUUCUCUAGCGAUCCGAGAGGGGCGUGCCUUCUGAUGGGGUACCGUUACCCCCUGGCCGCCGUCCCUCCUGUGCUGAGUGCGUUGGGUGGCGUGCUCCACCCGUGCGCCCCGUUUGCCCCUUCUGUUGGGGGGGGGAAGCGUAGGCGUGCUGGUGGGUCUGCCGGUCCCCGCGGUGGGGACCGGGGCGCUGCUCUUUCGGCCCUAACGGCCGCGGCCCGCGCCUCCCCCCUCCGUGUUGGGGGAGGGUCCCGCCGGGCCGGGCUGGCGGUCCGUCGCUCGUUCGUGUUUGGGGCCGGCGCGCGCGCCCGUGCGUGCGCGUGCCUUCCGUGUCACUCUCCGUGUUUGCCUUGUCGGCCGGGGCUGGGCGGGGGCGCGCGUGGUCUGUCCUGCGCGUCCCCGGGGCUGUGGCGCGAGCGGGCGGCUCCCUGCUUCCCCUGCUCGCCACCCCGGGCUGCGACUGGCCGUCAUCGGGGCGGCGGUCGGCACGUGUGUUGGGCUUGGGCCCAGCCCUCUCUUCCCCCUCGGCCGCGUGGUCGCCCCUGGGGAGCGUUCCCUCGGGGUCGCGGCGCUUCCCGGGAACGGGGAUCCGGACGGUUGGCUGGGCGGGAGGCGGCGCGAGGGCCGUUCGGCGUGUGCGGUUGUUGGCGACGUCGCGUGGAGGCGCCCCGGCGGCGGGGCUCCCGGGUGCGCGUGGGAGAAGACGCGGAGGGUCGCCGGAGGCGGGCUCCGGUGUCCCUGGCCGUCGCGGGGCCGCCCUGGCGUGUGGCGGUGCGAUCCCGUGUCCGUUUCCCCGGCGGGGUCCGGCUUUUGUGGCCCGAGGCGAUUCCCGCGUCCUCUCCCUCGCGCCUCCGGUGCCUCGCCCUCCGUGGCCCCGGUGCGGCCCCCACCCCCCCUCGCUGCCUCGGCGGGCUGGGCCGUUCGCCCUCCCCCCCUCCGGGGGAGGGUGGACUCUUUGAAGGCUCUGCUCCCCGCGUGCCUGUGGGGGCUUUGUGGGGUUGGGGUCUGUCCGUGACCGGUGGCGGUGGCGGUGGCCGGUGGUUUUCCCCACGUGAGGACGCGUGUUGGCUGGCAGUGGCUGAGGCACGACGGCCCCCGGUUGGCCGCGUCAGGUGCCGCCUCCCCGUCCCGCGGGACCGCCCUUGCCCUCGGAGGGUGCUGGCGGUGAGAUCCCGUGUGUGGUGGUGGGGGUGUGUGUGCUCUGGCGUGACUGGCCGGCUGGACGCGUGGUGAGGCCCUUCUGCCCGCACCGUCGUCGCGUGGGUGGGCCCUGGCCCUUCCCCGUCGCCCUUUGCCGCGCCUUCCUCCGUCUGCUGAGCGGCCCUGGCCCGUCUCCUUUCGCUCUCUUGCUUCUCGUCCGCUUCCCGACCCGGGUCGCCGUGACCCUGCUGUGUUUCGCCUCCCCUUGGGCCCGCCGUGUCUUGGGGGUUGGGGGUUUCGUCCCCCCCUUCCGCGUGUCGAGCCGCCCCGGGUGGCGGUGGCGCCGCUCGUCGGCUUGUUGGCGUGCGUGGGGGAAGGAGAAGGAGGAGGAGGAGGA
This is a messenger RNA of Lepus europaeus (European hare), 3506 nucleotides long. RefSeq lists its product as uncharacterized. Bases 1772 to 3202 code for a protein of 476 amino acids. The record is from RefSeq and is a predicted model, not a curated record. The transcript has 3 exons. Lineage: Eukaryota; Metazoa; Chordata; Mammalia; Lagomorpha; Leporidae.